AGACGAUAAUGCGCUCGCCUUGUACAUUUAGUCUAUUACAGAACACGGUUAUAUCAAGCUUUUCAUAAAAUGUCGGUAGUAACAACGGUGUUGUGGAUUCUUUCUACAGCUUUUAUUACUUUGUUGUUCAUUAAAUGGAUCUUGCGAAGUAAAGGAAAGAGGUAUCCAAAAGGACCCAUGGGGCUACCAAUUGUUGGACAUUUACCGUUUUUCGGAAGGCAUCCACCAUCAACAUUCAUGAAAUGGUGGAAAUCGUAUGGGAAUGUUUUUUCGAUUAGGUUGGGAAGCUGGAAUGCGGUUGUCGUAAAUGGCUACAAAGCGGUCAAGGCCGCGGCCGAACAUCCAAACGACGCCUUUAGUGGAAGGCCGAACUUCGUUUCCGCGGAGGUUUUAGCCGAACGUAUCCACGAGGAAGUAUUUGCGUUUGGUAAUUUCUCGCCAGUGUAUCUAAAACAAAGAAAUCUGGCGUCAAAAGCUCUGCGUUUGUUUACAUCUAAAAGAAAAGACGUUAUUGAAGAAUUGGUUACAAACGAAGCUGUCGCAUUUGCGGACUCUCUGAUAAGAAAGUACAGUACACACCCAGGUUAUAUAGAACUCGAGGUUCAGACUCUAGUUGUACGGAUAAUUUACCAAUUAUUAUACGGACGAGGAAAACAGGUUGAUGUUGACAGACACGUUAAAAUAACCUAUAAAGCGCUCGAGGAAUUUAAUGAAUUUACCGGAAGCGGAAGUGCUAUAGAUGUGUUGCCCUGGCUACGAUAUAUCAUGCCCUGGAAAAUCGACGCGCUUCGAAAAAUUAUUGCUAAAACAGAUGAUAUUAUGUGGAAACAAGUACAGGAGCACUAUGAAACGUUUUCUGCAGACCACAUUAGAGACGUGGCAGAUGCUAUCAUAACAAGUGAUGCAGAGGACGAAGAAAAUAAAGACAGAUAUGUGUUGACAAGGGCAAGGUUGAAUCUAACGUUGGCUGAUCUACAAGGAGCCGGGGCGGACACAACGAGCAAAACAUUGUUAUGGUUGAUACUCUACAUGACCAAAUUCCCACAGAUUCAAGAGCGCGUGUUUGCAGAGAUAAAUACCGUCAUUGGGAAAAGUCGGAAUGUUGAGCUGAAGGACAAGCCUAUCCUUGUAUACACGAAUGCUGUUAUUCUUGAAGUUAUGCGGAUUGUUACCCAGAUUCCAUUUUCGCUUCCGCAUUUUUCAAUGACAGAUGCAAAAAUAGAGGGACUUGAUGUUGAUAAGGGCACAGUCGUUCUUUUCAAUUUGUAUUCGAUACACCACGAGAAAGAGUUCUGGGGAGAUCCAGAAUGUUUCCGUCCGGAACGGUUUAUACUUGGUGACAAUACGUUAAAUUCAGAUAAAUGCAAUCACGUUCUGGCUUUCGGUCUCGGCAGGCGCCGUUGUGUUGGAGAAUUCCUCGCAAAAAUGAAUGUUUUUCUUGCAUUUUCCAUCGUCAUGCAAAGAUGCAAGUUUAUUAAACCACCAGGUGAACGCCUGGAUCUAAUUCCCAUACCUGGUCUUGUGUACACGUGCAAAGAAUUUAAGGUGCUUGUACAAGAACGAAAAUAAUCAUUACGAAGUAUAGCAGGUGUGUGUUUUUGUAACUUCUUGUUAAUGAACAUGUCAGUAAACGUUGUGGUAAAAGCGAACGCCUGUAAUAUCGGUGUAUGUACCUUUAUGUCUCUUUCCGAAGACAUUACACUAACCUACUGAACUGAGUCUAAUAACAUAAUGAAUGUUAGAUCAAUGAAAAAUUGACAAUAUUACCGUAAAGGCAGUAUACAUGUAUAUUAUUAAGUUGAAAUGUUAUUUGUAUUCAAGAAUGUACUAUUGCUAAAGGUACGAGCUACUGUAUAAUAUAUAUCUACACAGUAUUUUUUCCAAACAUAUUUAUUGAUUAGGGUGAAGGGUAUGCGUCAACACUUUUGCCCCUUUUGUUUUCUAAGUUGAAGGACAUGCCUAAACACUCGUUGCUUCCUUCAGCAUAAUGACUACAAUGUUUGUGAAUUUCGUUAAACUGGAAGGCAACGAAAAUCAAAGAUACACCAAAGAUUUUUUAAUAAAUAUGGACAAAAUUGUGUUAGCUCCAGAUCUUUUAAUAACAUUUGUGUUAUAUUCCUGAAGUUGUCGCAUCUCUUUUUUCUAUUUUUUACUUUUUAAACAAAUAUUUUAUGUUUAUUUGAUGUGUGGAAGCACAUUAUUAUUAUAUGCGCUAUAUUUUCAAUAGAACGUUUGAGUACAUUUUAAAGAUGAGAGAAAAAUGUAUGAAAUGACUUAGUCUAAAAGAAUCAAUUCAAUAUAGCAAGGAAAGAACUUUUGA
Messenger RNA from Mercenaria mercenaria, 2320 nucleotides. Its product is annotated as cytochrome P450 1A1-like. Gene Ontology annotation, molecular function: steroid 17-alpha-monooxygenase activity; iron ion binding; heme binding. The record is from RefSeq and is a predicted model, not a curated record. Gene Ontology annotation, biological process: hormone biosynthetic process; progesterone metabolic process. Lineage: Eukaryota; Metazoa; Mollusca; Bivalvia; Venerida; Veneridae. The coding region runs from base 70 to 1569 and encodes 499 amino acids. The transcript has 2 exons.